AUGUCUACCCUUUCCUUACCUCACAACAUUAACUUACAACGCAACAUGCUUCAUUUACUCCCAACCGAGAUCGUUUGGAAAAUUAUGCAAACGCUGGACCCAGUUGACCUCUCGAGAACAAGGCUUGUGUGUAAGAGAUUGCGUACAUUCAGUGAUCAUCCAGCAUUAUGGAGAUGUAUUCAGCUAGAAGCAAGUAGAAAGACACAACAUAUGGAAGAUAUACCCUUGUGGAAUCUGACAGACCUCAAAGCCAUCUUGCAACUUCAUCUCUCGCAUAUACAAACAAUCCAGAUUCGAGGCGUUCGUGACAACAUUGUGCAAUAUAUUCUGUUAAAUUGCAGCAAUUUACAAGAAUUGACCAUUUCUGGAUGGUCGACACUUUCGGAUCAUGCGUUUAGAAUAUCAACUACUCCAACAUUUGCGGCCUUGAGCCUGCGUCGUUUGAGAUUGAUUGGACAACGUAGAUCAAACUAUACCUCAAUAGAUGCCACCGCACUUGGAAAACUGCUAACAUACUGCCCCCAUUUGGAGGAAAUUACAGUCGUAUGCUGCCAGAUUCAUGUGCAGGCCGAGUGUUUCCUUCAAAUGAUGGAUCAAGUCAUGCAUCAAGAUCAACGGUUAUGGAUGCAGCAACAUCAGCAAGACCAAGGUCAGCUUAAUUCAUCUUCUUCCCUCAAAUCGCUGGUUGUCGCUACAAAACGAACUUGGUCAAGCCAUCAUGUCAUGCGACUCUUUCAACUGUGCUCAAAUCUUCGUUUUUUGGGCCUUGUUCCUGAUUCAAUUGAAGUAGUUGAAUAUACAGAAUUAAACCAAAACAAUGACGAAAUAACAGCCCCAAUGCCUAUUCUAGAUCAUUCGUCUAAUGCAACCCAUGCGAAUGCCAACAAUCAGCCUCAUCUGCUAACCAAAGAUAUCCAAGCUAUUGACGGUCAGGAAAUGUUAGACUCGGAUAACCUCAUUGUUUAUAAACUAAACAAUUUCAAUCUUUUAAAUGAAUAA
Mucor velutinosus is the source of this 999-nucleotide messenger RNA. RefSeq lists its product as uncharacterized. Gene Ontology annotation, molecular function: protein binding. The transcript has a single exon. NCBI's taxonomy places the organism in Eukaryota, Fungi, Mucoromycota, Mucoromycetes, Mucorales, Mucoraceae. Bases 1 to 999 code for a protein of 332 amino acids. The record is from RefSeq and is a predicted model, not a curated record.